GUACGCUAUAAUGACACGUGGUUGUUAGUUAGUUAUUCCGCUUCUCACCAAGCUUGUUAUACAACAUGUCAUUGUAAAUACUGAUUGAAGGCCUAACCAGAGAGGAAGCCAUUGUGUUAUAUAUGUCAUUUUUUGAUCACAACGAUUACAAGAAAGAUAAAGUUCCAGUCAAAACAUGGUGGCCACGGAAAAUACAUCAAUAACAGUGAAAAUGAGUGACGAGGAGAACCCCCUUCCUAAACAUCCUUUAAGGGAUACAUUAGUGAUUUCGUUUUCCUUUAUGGCUAUUUACACGUCGUAUUUAGCCAUACAGAACUUACAGAGCAGUUUGAAUCAAGAAGCAGGAUUGGGAGUUACGUCCCUUGCCUGUCUCUACGGGACUAUUCUCAUAUCCGGCACAAUGGCGCCAUCUUUUAUUAGGAUCGUUGGCGCAAAACGAUCGUUGGUGAUAGCCUGGAUAAUUCACACCAUCUACACUGCGAGUAAUUUUUAUCCAACAUGGGCGACAUUGAUUCCAUCGUCCAUAUUAUUAGGAGGCAUUGCAGGACCCCAAUGGACGUCACAAGGGUUAUAUCUGUCCAGGAAUGGAGAUGCCUAUUCCCGCAUAAUAAAUGAAAACAUCCAUUCGGCUUUAAGUAAGCUUAAUGGAAUAUUCUUCACGUGUUAUGAAGCUACGCAAAUCACUGGAAAUUUGAUUUCAUCCCUUGUACUACAACAAGGCUCCUAUGACGAAAGUGAGGACAACGUCACAAAAACGUGUGGUGCUGAUAGUUGCCCUAUUGCUGCCAACGGCACGCUCAUCGAAGAGCCAGACACCCACGUUGUCUAUAUUUUAUUGGGAAUAUUUCUGGUUUGUGACAUUAUUGGAAUUUGUUUAACGGCUUUUCUCCUGCCGAAAUUAAUAGCCCCGAAAUCUCAGAAACAAUCUCUAUCAAAAUCCGUGGUAUCAUGUUGUACUACUUUAGUCGAUAAAAAGAUGACACUUCUAAUCCCCCUGUUCAUGUCCCAGGCCAUGAACCAAGGAUUACUUCUAUCAGAAUAUACAAAGGCCUUUAUCAGCUGUUCAUUGGGUAUUUCAAUGGUAGGAUUUAUAAUGGCGUGCUUCGGCGGAAGUACAGCCAUUUUGGCAUUACUAAUUGGGCGUCUAGCUAAAUAUACUGGACGAUAUGUAUUAUUUACUAUAGCCAGCGCCAUAGAUAUGGGAAUGCUACUAACAUUAUAUUUUUGGGAACCGCAGAAAGAUCAAUUGUAUCUGUUUUUCAUAAUUCCUACUGUCUGGGGCAUUUCGGAGGCCAUUUUUCAAGCACAGUUUAAUUCUUUAAUAAGUAUAUUAUUCGGAGAAAAGAUAGAUUCGGCGUUUGCCAACUAUCAUACUUCCAAGGCCUUUGCAUUCACAACAACGUUUGUUUGUGGAGUUUUCUUGUGUUUAAGAACGAGGAUUUAUAUCGCCAUUGUACUUCUAUCAGUUGGAUUUCUAGGCUAUAUUGGAGCUGAAAUUAUUUUCUCGAGGACAAAAGUGACCAAAAAUAGAAAGGACGGCGUACCGGCAACAACAGAUGAAAAGACACAUUUAUAGAAUUAAAUAUGAUAACACACAGGAAAUUUGUUCAUGCGUCAAAUUUAGUACUACUAAUCAUAAUAGUAAGUGAAGGAAUAGGGGCUGCGAUGGUUCGGUCAGUAAGACGUUGGCUGGAUGUUCCGUGGUCGAUCCCGGUGUUAGGCGAGAAAGUUCACCAGGAUUUUCCGGCGUGGUUCCCCCUUAUCAAUGAUGUACAACGGAGGGCUAUGCAAUGGACAAAGUAUAGUCGUUCAGAAAAGUUUUUCAUGCGCCAAAUAUAGUGCUAUCAAUCAUAAUAGUAAGGAAGAGGGGUCGCGAUGGCUCGGUGCGUAAGACGUUGGCUGGAUGUUCCGUGUUCGACCCCGGUGUUAGCCGAGAAAGUUCACCGCUUUCCUGAACUAUACAGAUUUAUAAGCCAAAUAAAAGUAGUUUCAAUAAUGACGGAGGAUUCUAAUUGGUCAGUGGUUCUGCAAUGGUUAAUCACCCACUCCACGGAAACCAAAUUGACUAAGUGAAAAGAUACGCUUCUGAUAUCCAAUAUUUAAGUGACAAUCGAUAUUUUAAAAAUUGGCACACGGAUCGCGUACCAGAAUACCCCCGAGCGCCAUGUGUAAAGAGGCGACUCUAUGAACGAGGUCCAACAUGUCCCACGGGAAAUACUGCUGGUGUAAACUGGAAUAACCAGACGCCAAAAACUGCCAUUUAAACAAAUGUUUAAAUUUUAUUAAUCAUUUUUGAAAAUAUUACCCGUAGCCCAGAGGCCGAUAAAAUCUUAAUCCCUGGAUUAAUGAUAGUGGAACGCAUUGAAAAGAAAUGAAAUGGGGUUUAACGUCCUGUCCAUUGCCAAGUCCUCUGUUCUGCUGCACUGACAAGGGGGAAGCUACGUCGGUACAAAAUCCCGAUGGUCUUUAUCGGUCAACAACGGGAUCGAUCAGGGGACAUCCAGGUUAGCGAGCCAAUGUCUUACUAAUGUAGCCACCGCGGCUCACCGAUGUGGUUUUUACGUUCUGUCGGAAAAACAGGCCGGACAGGCAUCUUCGGAGCUUUCCAGAUCAACGAGGCAGCUCCGGGUAUUUGGUUUAGGCGGUUAUGUUUUUGGUUACCUAGAUGCGAUUCACUCUGAUAAGUGGCAGAAAAAAUUAACAAAAUAUUACUGACAGGCUAACUAGACACAAUUUUAUGGAACACAGGUACUUUUCACUUCACACAUGUUUCCAGGAUGAUUAUCACUGUGUUUUAUUUUAGCAUUAUAAACCAUAUUGGGAUAUGUACAGGUUUUAUACAGAUAGAAUCUUAACUAAUCCUAAUAAUUGUUGUAAAUAAAUAGGAGUUUUGGCCAACUAUGUAAAUUUUUUGGGGGGUCCAAGUAUAUUCAGUGGUAUACACGGGGCCUUUGCUUUACGUCACAUCCGCGGAACUAAUUGAAAUGGAAAGAAAAUGAAAUGGGUUUAGACGUCCUGCUUUGCUGCAGCGACUGGGCUAAUGGAGAUAGGCAAUCGCCAGUUUUCUAUGAGGGAUUUUUUACCCGGGCAGCGCCACUACAGCCUACUCUUAAAUCGAAUCGCUAAACAGUUGACCUUCUCAGGAAUUUGUCUCGGCUAACACAUGG
This is a messenger RNA of Patella vulgata (common limpet), 3167 nucleotides long. RefSeq names its product protein unc-93 homolog A. The record is from RefSeq and is a predicted model, not a curated record. Lineage: Eukaryota; Metazoa; Mollusca; Gastropoda; Patellidae. The coding region runs from base 176 to 1576 and encodes 466 amino acids. The transcript has 4 exons.